GCGCAUCGCUGUCUAGUUUCAGUUUCGGUCUGAGGGGCUGGGGCGGCGCUGGUUGCACCUCGCUUGAGCGGCGCCAUCUGGGUUUGUGCAGCGCGGCGGCCCCGGAGCAGAGUGGAGCGAGCCCGCCGCGCCCCCCGGGCCAGCGCAGCCCGGUCCGGCCCCGCGAGCCGACAUGGGCCUCGCCUGCCGCCUCUCCGCGCUCGGGCUGCUGCUGAGCGCCCUGCUGGUAUGCACCUGCUCUCAAGAUCAUGAGUCUGUGUUUGCCAUUGUGGGAGAAGAUUUUACUUUUUCACCAAAAGUAAACGGAACUAUAAGAGAAAUUACCUGGAUGAAAAACAGAGAUAAAGCGGCUGAAUGGGAACAUGAUACUAAGUCACCUGUGUAUUAUUAUAGCUUAGCAGAAAGAGGAGUGCUUGAGACAUCGUCUGGCAAUUUGACCAUCAAAAAGUUAAACAUUGGUGAUACUGCAGAGUAUGAAGCACAAGUUCUGCCUGUUGGCGUUGACCAGCUCCAAUACACAAAAUUUGUACUUGCCGUAUUGGAUCCUCCUCCACCAUCAGUAUUAAAUUGCAACAUCACUAAUGGUCAGAUUAGAAUAUCAUGUGAGAUACAGUUCUCAAAGGAUGUGCGCUACAGUUGGUAUCGGGAUGACAGAAAAAUUGACGCUAAUAGUCCUGUUCUCGAACUUAAAGGAAACGUCAACCCUUCAGAGAAAGUUUUGUGUGUCAGAGAAGUCUCCAAAACAAAAAUCAACAACUCAAUCUCUCUGAGCACAUGUAUCCCAGAAAGUCCUGAAAGUCUUUCAAGGGGUAGAGCUGGUUUAAUAGCAUUUUUUGUUAUUAUUAUUAUUCUCCUUCUAUUCAUGGGAGCACUCGUCGUUCUGUGGAAAAGAGGUUUGCUUGCCAACAUUCACCGUCAGAUAUCCAGAAAGCACGCAGUUAAUACCAAAUGCAUUGUUAUUGAAAAGAACAAAGGAGAUAUAAGUGACUUCAGAGAAGAAUCAACUUUUCCUCUACUUGGCUGUAAGUCCUGUUCCACCCUUGCUGUCCUUUUCUUUGCUUCUCUUCGGCGUAUAGUGCUCCUUACAUUCGAUGUUCCUGUGGCUUUAUUUCUUUUCAGUUUAUCCACAAGAAGGAUUUCUUCACCUAGGGGCCCUCACCUGUCCAUUAGGUGUCUUUGAACUCUGUUCUUUCAAUAGAUGUUCAGACAGUUAUUCUCUCUGUUCAUUUACUUUGUCCUUUGUGCGUGCGCUUCUCAUUAACUGUUUUCAGAAUCUGUUUUCAUCUAACAGCUUUUUGAUCAAUUCCCUUUUUCACCAAUUGGUUUUUCCCUUGCUUUGCUUCUCUCCCUCUCUUCCCUCCUCCCCCAUGGUAUAUCAGUAAAUUUUAUUUCCCUCGGCUUCCCCUCUCUAAUAGUGCCUGCUUACAUACCCGGAUCUAUGCUUUCUCUGUUUCUCCUAACCUGAAACCUUUCCUGUUUUCUUUCUUUUCUCCUUCUU
Trachemys scripta elegans is the source of this 1498-nucleotide messenger RNA. RefSeq names its product CD58 molecule (gene CD58). The record is from RefSeq and is a predicted model, not a curated record. NCBI's taxonomy places the organism in Eukaryota, Metazoa, Chordata, Testudines, Emydidae. Bases 173 to 1180 code for a protein of 335 amino acids. The transcript is spliced from 6 exons.